AUGAUCUCGGAGAAGCAUGGAGCGUGGGAGUUGAUAGCCGGUGGAGAGGGAGAAGAAAUUAGAAGGCUGCCCAAUUGUAAUCGAAGGCUGCCCGAGUGGGAUGGCUCUGGUCCGCGCCGGCGCAGAAGGGAUGCUGGCCGCCCUCGCCGCCCUCUCGCCGACGCCCGAGCCGACUUCUUCCGUGAUACCCGGCCCUUGCACGGGGCUGCCUGGAGAGGGCGUCGGAGGUGGUGGAGAGCUGCUCUCGUGGGGCGCCGACCCCGAUGCGCGGAUGCCAACGACGAGACUCCGCUGCACCUCGCCGCCGAGAACGGGCAGAAGGCGGUCGUGGAAGUGCUGCUGUCGGAGGGCGCCGACCCCAACGCAGGCAACUGGUUGGGCAACACGGCGAUGCACAGGGCCGCUUCUGGUGGACAUCGAGGGACACUGGAAGCUCUCAGGGCAAGCGGGGCCGACGUGGACCCCGUCAACAGCGCAGGCAACACGCCCCUCCACGAUGCAGCUUCAGAAGGGCAGUUUCUCGCGAUGGGCGUCCUGGUUGGGCUCGGGGCGUCGCCUAGCAAGAAGAAUAAGAACGAAGAGACUCCGCAGGACCUGUGGGAGAAACUAGCCGCUGAGAACUUCUUGAGAUCUAAACCCAACACACCGACGAAACUCUUCUUGAUGGCAUAUAAAUGCGCUGUGGCUGAGAAGGGAUGGAUGAUGGAGAUGCAGAACAAGUUCGAGGAGGAACUGAAGAAGAAGCAAGCAGAAAUCCAGAUGACAGAGGCUGAGUGCGAAGCCAAACUGCUGGGCGCGAACACAGCCUACAACGCCAAGGAAGACGAGGCAGCCGACCUGAAGAAGGAGAUCAGAGACCUGAGGUUAGAGAUCGGAAGAAAGGAAGACGAGAUCGCAGCUCAAAAGAACAAGUUCGAGGAGGAAUUGAAGAAGAAGCAAGCAGAGAUCCAGAUGACAGAGGCUGAGUGCGAAGCCAAACUGCUGGGCGCGAACACAGCCUACAACGCCAAGGAAGACGAGGCAGCCGACCUGAAGAAGGAGAUCAGAGACCUGAGGUUAGAGAUCGGAAGAAAGGAAGACGAGAUCGAAGCUCAAAAGUCUCGUCUGGAAGAAGAACUGCGCAAGAAUCGAGCGCUGGCGAGGCAGGUCAGAGAGAAGGAGACCGAGCUCACACAAGCCGAGGCAGAGCACGAAGAAAGGGUGAAAAGCCUCAAAAGGAGCGAGAAGAGGAAAGAAAAGAAGGCGGCAGAGGAGAAAGUGGAGCUCGAGAACAAGCUCAGGAGACGAGACAAGAGGAUCGAGACCCUGAAGAAAAAAAUCAAAGAUCAAGAAGGCGAUGGGGACGUCGACCCGAAACUCGAAGACGAUGACAACCUCUUGAAGAGAAUGAAGAGACUCUUGGCAGAGGAGGAAGAGAAGAACCAAAGACUCUCUUCGGUGAGCCACCGCGCCCCCGAGCCGACGGACCCCGACCAACCCUCGGCUUCGGGCAGGAGGAAGGCUUUGGAACGGCAGGCAGGGAACAAGACUCCACCAGCAGGGGCUUGUGAACGGCAGGCAGGGAAAGACUCCACCAGCAGGGGCUUGUGGAACGGCAGGCAGGGACAAGACUCCACCAGCAGGGGCUUGUGGAACGGCAGGCGGGAGAGACAAACCUCAGCAAGCAACUGGCAGAAGAGGCAAGACUGCGAAGGCACAAGAGGACGACGAGCCAGUGCAAGUCCUGAGCGUGAAAAUCUAUACGGCUGAUUAAGGGUCAACUAUUCCUAAGAUACCGCGAAAGAAAAUAAAAUGCUAUUGUUAA
Penaeus vannamei (Pacific white shrimp) is the source of this 1804-nucleotide messenger RNA. The record is from RefSeq and is a predicted model, not a curated record. NCBI's taxonomy places the organism in Eukaryota, Metazoa, Arthropoda, Malacostraca, Decapoda, Penaeidae.